Cuscuta europaea is the source of this 3347-nucleotide messenger RNA. The record is from the annotation of a GenBank genome assembly. Lineage: Eukaryota; Viridiplantae; Streptophyta; Magnoliopsida; Solanales; Convolvulaceae.
UUCCCUUAGAAAGGAGGCAAACUCCUACAAUCCAAGCCUUCGAAGCUCCAUCCCCGCGAUCGCUCGAAGCUCCCGGUUCUUCAAACAUGGCUGCCGAUGGCCCAUGUUUUGACUUACCAGAAGAAUGCUGGGAUCUGGUAUUUAGGCAUCUCCAUCGCGGCUGGGACCUUGAAUCCCUCUCUUUGGUCUGCAAGCGUUUCUAUGCUCUCUCAAACGCUCUCCUGAUCCGAUUAUCGGUGACCGGCCCGAUCAGCAGUGGUACCUUUUCUAAACUCCUAUACCGUUUCCCCAACCUCGUUUCCCUUAACCUCAGUAAAUUUAAAGGUGAUAUCCGUCCUUUAUUCUCUGAAAUCAAGCGUUUUGCCUCGCUAAUAAACCUUAAAGAACUUGACAUAUCUAGGCAUCAAAUAGAAUUUGAUCCGUCGAACUAUUCCGGAUUAGUUUUUAAAAAUUUGAAGGUUUUGAAGUGCCGCCGUGUGCCUGUUAUGGGCGACUCUCAUUUGUUUGCUAUAGCUUGUUCUUUCCCUUGUUUAGAAGAGUUGGAUAUUAGUGAUCCAAACAUGGUCUUUCGAUCUGAGAGACAGACCGCAUCUGAACAUAUAGUGACAGAUAAAGGAAUUGAGGCUUUAUCUUCUAGUUUGCGUAGUUUGCGGAAAAUCAGUAUUUCUGGGAAUCAUUUCAUCACUGAUAGCUCCAUUGCAUCCCUAGUUGAUCGUUUGAACCUUGAAAGCAUUGAAAUUUUGGAUUGCCCAUUGAUCACUGCAAAUGCAAUUCUCUCCAUGAUGAGGAAAAGUAUAAAUUUGUGUUCAGUUUCUGCUAGCGGCAUUGUUUUUCCCAGAACCCACUCAUUAGUCUAUCAAAGUUAUUGUCGAAUAUUACAUGUGAUUGAUCUAGAAAGCUCAAUACUCCCCGAUGCUUUUCUAUGUUCGUUAGCUCAUCUUCCAUUAGUUAGGCUGUCUCUUGUGAAUUGUACGACCUUCACAUUGCAAGGACUUUCAUUCCUUGUUCGUGCGAGUCCAUUACUUCAGUACUUUGCUCUUGGGGAUUCUGAUUUACUCACUGAUAAGGAUAUGGAGAUCUUGUCCCUGUACCUACCCAGUCUAGUCACUAUCAAGUUAAAUUCUUGUAGUGGAUUGACAAUCUCAACAAUAUCUGUUCUUGUAAGAAAUUGCCAUUUACUAGAAGAGAUUCACAUGGAGAACACUGGAUUGGGAAGAAAUGACAUCACACUCCAUUGCUCCAAAAGCUCGAGUGUCAAGACUCUGAAAUUGGGAUGGAAUGAUGAUAUCACUAACGAAUGCCUUUUAAAAAUUGCUUGCGUAUGCCCGAAGUUAGAGGAACUUGAUGUUUCCUCUUGCGCGGGUAUAUCUGAAGAAGGAAUUGCUAAUGUUCUCAAUAUUUGUCCUGAUAUCAAAAGCUUAGGAAUUGAUUUCUGUUCGGGGAUCCAAAGUAUUGGUUAUGGGUGUGAGUUACCAAAACUAGAGGUUCUUAGUGCCGCUUACUCUGCAGUCAGUAACAACGGUCUUCAAAUGGUGGGGAUCAGAUGCUCUGGGCUCCUGAAAUUGGUCCUUCAAGGCUGCUUAGAAAUUACGAGUUGUGGAGUGGAGGAAGUAGGGAAAACGUGUGAAAGAUUGCGCGAAAUUGAUUUGGGCAGGUGUGACUAUGUUGAUGUCAGAGCUGUCGAACGGAUUAUCUUGUCUUGUCAGACACUUAGAAGAGUAACAUCUCCUUCUGACCUGACGGAAACGUUGAAAAGGAUCUUCUUGCAGCAUGGAUGUCUAGUUCGUGAUUUGUUGUUGUAGUUGCAAUGUUUUGCUUUUGUUUGGUUUGUUUGUUUAUUAUGGUUCUGUUUUUUUGGAUUACACAUUAACAUUUUAUCAAAAGAGUCAUUAUUUUUUUGUUUGGAUUUAUGAUGAAACAAAGCAAAAUGGUUCAGUAAACUGUUUGUGCUUCUUUAUUAUGAAUUAGUAGUCAGUCUAUGCAAUUUUCGACGUGAUUUGCACUAUAAGUCAUUUGGAAACAGUCUUGUAAGGCUAAGGCUGUGUACAUCUGACUCUGGAGUAAUGAUGAUGAUUAACACUUUAUCCAAAAGUCUUGUAUAAAUAAAUUACACAUGAAUAGUUAAUUUUCCUUUCCCAACAAAUAGCGAUUGGUUACCUUAUGCGGCUGGUGCUUUUGGAAUGGCAUGGCGGCUCAUGACUUGGAAAAACUCUGGCGAUUUUAGGAUUUAUGUUGGAUAAAUCCAGAAAAGGAACUCGCAAGGCCAGAAAAGGCAGAAGGCAGAUCAUCUGAGAGUAGACUGCCUUGGCCGUUGAGUAAGCCUGAAAUUGGUUGUACAGGGCGGCAUUACUCCACGGUCAGGGAAGAAUUUUGCCGAAUCAAUAUUUCAUGGUUUCGAAUGAUUUGGGAGGGGUUAGGUUAGCUGUAAUAAGGGGUCCAAAGCGGGAGUUUAGAAUAAUUGCAUGGUUGAUUGUAGUCUUGGACACGGUUUGGUUCUGGUUCUGGUCCUAGAUUAGCCGGCCAUAAAAAAUUGUGAGGUUUGUGACUAGGACAUGUAUUUCUGAUGGUGGUUCACCCAUCAACCUCGCUUUAUUUAUUUAUUUAUUUAUUUAUUUUUAUAUUUCUGUAAUAAACCAUCUAUUCAUUCCCUCAACACCCUCUCCCCACCUUCUUUAUCCACCUUUUUUGAGCUUUUAGAUGGACCACCAUUCCUUUUAAGUUGUUUCAUGAUGGUUGUAAUCCAAAAAAGGACCAGCAUCAGAGCGGCCGGUCCCAGUCCCAAAAAGUGAGGCUUAGUGCUGGUGCUAAAAAACUGGUCUGCCUUGACUCGGUCAUGGGACUGGGACCUUGUGUCCUCCAAUCGUUGACUGGGAAUGAAUCUGGGUGUCAGUGGCUCUACACUGGAAGGCACUUUGAACCGGUUCUGGUGGUUGGUUAUGUGUGUUUAAGUUGUACAUUCAGUACUUUUAUUGUUUGGAUUUUUUCUUGUUUUUUGUUAGGCAUGUUGAACUAUUAUUGUGUUGGCUAAUUUUUGCUCUUCUGAACUUAUGGUCUUUAAUGGUAUCGGUGUGUGAGACUAGAGAGAAUGAGGGGCCUGGCCGGAGUCUGGAUUUUGGUGUCCUCUAUGCUGGGAAAAAGCUAUGAAUCGUUCUGCUGACUAUGGAUUUUCCAGUUGUACUUUAUGUGCUUUAAUAGGUUUAAUUGUUUGGAUUUAUGCUUGUUCUAUGUUAGUUACGAUUCAAUCUAAGAUUCAUUGUUAGAUAUGAAUAUAUGAUUAACUUGCCAUCACAAGAUUCAUUCCUAUUUGUGGUCACAAAUACGUUUUGCUCUAUAUUAUUUUGCCCAAU